GUGGGGAAGGAGGGGCUGCAGGGGCCAGUGUACCUCAGACCCUCUCGGUGGGUGGGGCUGGGGACAGGGGUGUCUGGGAAACAAGCCUCCCUCUGGAAUUCAGAGUUCAGCCGCUGUCUAAGUCACAGGCUCCUGGAAUCUAAGACAAGAUUGAAGCCUGCAAAGGGGCAUCCCCAGGGCCAAACUCCAAAAGGACAGCUUUGGGCUACGCGCGAUGUGGGCGGCCCUGCUGCUGCUGCUCGGGCCGCUGGCGCUGCGCGCGAACUUGGCAGGGCCUCCCCAGGAGAGGCUCCCUCUUUUCCGGCUCACCCAGCAGGGCGCCUGGGGGACGGCGGCCAGCAACUCCACCGCCUCGCCCUGCGAGGGGCUCCCGGUCGCCGGGGCCACGGCCUUGACCCUGGCGAACCGCAGCCUGGAGCGCCUACCCGGCUGCCUGCCACGCACGCUGCGCAGCCUGGACGGCAGCCACAACCUGCUGCGCGCCCUGAGCGUGCCCGAGCUCGGCCGCCUGCCGCAGCUGCAGGUGCUGACGCUGCACCACAACCGCAUCGCGGCGCUGCGCUGGGGCCCCGGCGGGCCGGCGGCGCUGCACACGCUGGAUCUCAGCUACAACCGGCUGGCCGCCCUGACGUCGUGCGCGGGGCCCGCGCUGCACAGCCUCCGCGCGCUGGCGCUCGCCGGGAACCCGCUGCAGACGCUGCAGCCCGGGGCCUUCUCCUGCUUCCCCGCGCUGCGCCUCCUCAACCUCUCCUGUACGGCGCUGGGCAGCGGCGCCUACCCGGGCAUCGCCGACGGGGCCUUCGCGGGAGCGGGCGGCACGCCCCUGGCCACGCUGGAAGUCCUGGACCUCAGCGGCACGUUCCUCACGCGGGUUCAGGCAGGGUGGAUCAGAGACCUGCCAAAGCUCACAUCUCUCCGCCUGAGGAGGAUGCCCAGGCUGACGAGCCUGGAUGGGGACAUUUUCCAGAUGACUCCCAACCUGCAGCAGCUGGAUUGUCAAGACUCGCCAGCACUUACCUCUGUCCACACACACAUCUUCCAAGACACUCCUCACCUACAGGUCCUUCUAUUCCAGAACUGCAACUUGAGUUCCUUCCCUCCUUGGAGCCGGCAUUCCUCCCAGGUGCUGUCUAUCAGCCUCUUUGGCAACCCUCUCACCUGCAGCUGUGAGUUGUCCUGGCUCCUCAUGGAUGCAGAGAAGACUGUCCUAAGCAGGGCAGCAGACACGGUGUGUACAGCAGCUGCUGGAUCCGCAGGCACCUUCCCAGCCGGUCUUUCGCUCUCCCAGCUGCCCAGUGUAUGCCCUUCAGACCAAAGCACCCCCCUCCUUGAUUCCAACCCACCUUCCACUGGUCCGUCCAGUCAACCUGGGAGAGGCCGACGGAGUGUCGCCCUGACCCCCUCCCUCCCAGUGGAUUCCCUCACAGGAGCACAAACUGCGUGGCCCCACUGCGGUGUCAGUGGAGGGACUACCCCCGCUACCACCACCUCUCUGGCAGAUUCCAGUGACUCCGGCAUCCCACGCAUGGCUGCAAGCACAGCCGGGACUGAGCACCAAGUUGCCCUCAUCCGGGAGCCUGUCUGGGUCGCCUCCACCACACUGACCAACGAACCCCUUGGCCUCCUCCCUGCCUCCCAGAACCCAGUGAGCACGCACCAGCCUGGCCUGAGGACACAGGCCUCCCUGCAAGCUCCCCACCUGAGUCCUUCCGAGGGUGCGAUUCCAGUCGUGCUGUUGGACGACUCCAGCGAGGCGGAGGACGGGGAGGAGGUGGCGACGCCUCCACAGUCUGCGCCCUGUGAUUACCACCCCUGUAAGCACCUCCAGACCCCGUGCGCCGAGCUACAGAGGCGCGCGCGGUGCCUGUGCCCCGGCCUCAGCGGGGAGGACGCCGUCCCGGACCCUCCCAAGCUGCAGGCAGUGUCGGAGACUACCGACACGUUCGCGCUUGUGCGCUGGUGUGCCCCCAACUCGGUGGUGCGUGGUUACCAGAUCCACUACUCCGCCGAGGGCCGGCCCGGGAACCAGUCGGUGGUGGGGGACAUCUACGCCACGGCGCGGCAGCACCCCCUGUACGGGCUCUCGCCAGGCACCACCUACCGCGUGUGCGUGCUGGCGGCCAACAGCGCGGGCCUGAGUCAGCCGCGGGCCCCGGGCCGCCACGCGCCAUGCGCCGCCUUCACCACCAAGCCCAGCUUCAUGCUCAUCUUUGCAGGGCUGUGCGCCGCCAGCGGCCUGCUGCUUGUCAGCACCCUGCUGCUCUCCGCGUGCCUCUGCCGGCGACGCCGGACGCCACGCCGGCAGCGCUCCGACACACACCUGGUAGCCUACAAAAACCCAACCUUUGACUACCCGCUGAAACUCCAGACCUUCAAUUAGCCCAGCGCCCCUCUCCAACCGAACUCGAGCUGAGAAACUGGCCACCUGCGUAAGGAGAAGACGAUACAGAGGAUCCAAAAUGGCCCCGUUUGCCCUAAAGGUCUCCAGUUCCCAUGAAAUCAGGACUCUUCAGGCACUCUGGGAACUUGCCCUGUUGUUUCUCAGUUCAAGGAACCACUGCCUUCCCUUCCUCCUACUUCCCUGUUCCCAGAAACGUCAGGGUUCAAACCAGGCCACUCCACUGCCACUGAGCAUUCUUGUGUUUUUAUUUGUGUUUUUCAGCAGUCAGUGCCCCUCCGUGUCCAGUAGAAUUGUUUUGGAAUUAGAAAGAGCUAAAACAAAUCCCAUAAUCCAGCUUCUUUUGCCAUGUUGGAAGACAUCCUCCUUUCAGGGGAAGUUCCCUUGCAGUCAAGUUCUGGCUAAGGCCGUUGUUACUCGAGGGGAUUCUUCUCGGAGAACCGGGGUUGCCGGAGGAUGACUGGUUGUUUCCCGAGGUCUUGCAGGUUUAUUAGUUGCAUACCAGGAUAUGG
This is a messenger RNA of Manis pentadactyla (Chinese pangolin), 2910 nucleotides long. It is a transcript of the gene LRRN4, whose product is annotated as leucine rich repeat neuronal 4. NCBI's taxonomy places the organism in Eukaryota, Metazoa, Chordata, Mammalia, Pholidota, Manidae. The coding region runs from base 215 to 2380 and encodes 721 amino acids. The transcript is spliced from 5 exons. Gene Ontology annotation, molecular function: protein binding. The record is from RefSeq and is a predicted model, not a curated record.